AUGCUUCAAGAUGUUCUACACGAGUUUGGCCCAAGUUUUGGGGUUCUCUCGAUACCGGACCCGUCAACCUUGGAGAGCAUGCCAGAAAAGAACCGAUCACUCUGGCUUUCGACAACUUCUUCUGUUCCCUCCUUGCUAGACGCAUCGCAAAGCUGGCGUGGUGGAGCGCCUCGCGUUCGUGAAUUGGUCAUGGAUACACUACAAAAGAUCGAGAGCAGCGAUUCUGCCACUGCCGCCCACCAUUCAGAGUCGCAGUUUUGCGUCAACUUCCAGGGCGAGGUUGACGAGACUGUCGACCCACGGGUUGUUAUUUCUCAGCUUGUGGACGCGGACCACAACAAGACAGCCUUCCUCACUGGUUUACGGCUCUCCAUUGUAGACGAUUUGGGGUUCCGUGUCCCUCCCGAUAUUUGCAGGCUUUUCGAGCCCUUUAGUGAGUCCAAUAACCAGGUGAAUUUGACACCAAAGUACUCGUUUGUGGACUUGCAUAUUGACUACGGAGCGGAUGGCCUUUCGAUCCCAGUUGGAGACAGUCGCAAGAUAUGGCUGCUUUGGCCGCCAACAAGUAGCAAUUUGAGAGCUAUGAAAACCGUUGACGGCCAGCGUGGACGGCUUGCUCGACUCGCACCACAGUUGGAGGGAUGUGUGGUCGUGGAGACCACUUCAGCACAGGCAAUACAUAUCCCUGCCGCAUCUCUUCAUGCAACCUUCACCCUCCAAGGCGGUUUUCUGGUUACUAGAGAUUUCACUACUUCAAACUCUCUCAUGGCAAUCUCGACACUUUUAUCCAAUGGAUUAGAUGAGAAUCUGCCCCCGGAAGCCCGUACAGUGUGCUUUGAGUGGUUUGAGCGCUGCCUGGAUAUUUCUAUCACGCACCGGAAAAUCUCCGAAGCAGUCUCCGCAUGGUUGCGAGCAGAGACCAAACUCGCUUCAUGGGCAUAUUCCCAACGUGCAUGGCGAGUGAGUGUUCGUCGCGUCUUUUGCCAACCACUUUACCUCAACACAUUUGUCUUUCCUCUAUUCUUCAGCACAACUACGCCGUCACUGUAG
Messenger RNA from Penicillium alfredii, 1050 nucleotides. RefSeq lists its product as uncharacterized. The record is from RefSeq and is a predicted model, not a curated record. The coding region runs from base 1 to 1050 and encodes 349 amino acids. Lineage: Eukaryota; Fungi; Ascomycota; Eurotiomycetes; Eurotiales; Aspergillaceae. The transcript is spliced from 3 exons.